Talaromyces proteolyticus is the source of this 897-nucleotide messenger RNA. RefSeq names its product cytochrome c1 heme lyase. Bases 1 to 897 code for a protein of 298 amino acids. Gene Ontology annotation, cellular component: mitochondrion. Gene Ontology annotation, molecular function: holocytochrome-c synthase activity. Gene Ontology annotation, biological process: cytochrome c-heme linkage. The record is from RefSeq and is a predicted model, not a curated record. The transcript has a single exon. Lineage: Eukaryota; Fungi; Ascomycota; Eurotiomycetes; Eurotiales; Trichocomaceae.
AUGGGCGCUAGUGCGAGCACUCAAGCACAUACUCCCUCUAGCGAUUCAGCAGCGCAGUGUCCUGUUGACCACAAGACUCGCGAGAUAUGGCUGCAACAACACAAGGGUUCUGCUCAAGAUGCCCCUCAUCCGAUCCCUGUGGCACCUAAUAGGAUGACUACUAGUGAUGCUGUCGGUACAAAGAACCAGCGGCCGUUAUCCAACGACCGUGAAAUCAGCACUAUACCACGGGCUAUCGAUCCACAUACACAAUCGUCCAGCGACAGCAAGUCGAAGAAUACGCAAACGCCGUACGGUUCCGCGUCGGGUUCACAUAUGAAUCCGUCGAAUUCAGAAGCAGAGACUGGCCACGAUGCCGCCUCGGGAAAUUGGAUUUAUCCUUCUGAGCGUCAAUUCUUUGAUGCGCUGGUUCGCAAGAGCAAUGUACCUGGAUCUACGGCGACGGCAAAAGAGCUGGCUACAUCGGUGGCAUCGAUCAUCCCUAUUCACAAUGCCGUGAAUGAGAAGGCGUGGUCGGAUAUUUUGGCUUGGGAGAGUAGGGCUCCGUCGUCGGAUCCCGGCAGCAAAAAGUGUGGUGGUCCAAAACUCUACUCAUUCCGGGGCCUGGGAACGGAGAGCCAGUUUGUAAGUCCUCGAGCACGGCUCAAUGGGUUAAUGGGCUACCAGUUGCCAUUUGAUCGGCACGACUGGGUCGUGGAGCGUUGCGGUGGUCAGCGUGUGGAAUAUGUGAUUGAUUUCUAUCAAGGCAAACAAACAGCCUCACCCUCACAGCAAAGUGGUAGCGGGCUCACUGGGGCUUCGGGGCCUGGGAAAUUGAGCUUCUAUCUGGACGUGCGGCCGAAACUGAAUAGUUUUGAAGGGUGGCGGAUGAGGUUUUGGCGAUUCUGGGGGCAGUAA